AUGGGAACGGAGAAAAAUGCAUUGGCAAUGUCAAUUGUGGCGUACCACUUUGCUGCCUUGGACUCCAGCUCGUACUGGAGCUCCAGCAUGUCUGGCACGGCAGCACUCAGAGUUCUUACAGGGUUCCGCAGUGCUGAAAGGCUGAUCCCAUCCGGGCUCCGCACUGGGGAAUUGCUCGUCCUGCCCCUCGGCUGGGCCGCCUGGUCUCCCCACAGCCGCGCGGGCGGUGCCACCGCGACAUCGGCCCCAGCCAGCGCCUCUCCUCAUGCGGGGCACCGAGAAGGAGAAGCUGCUGCCGCCGCCCCUCUUCGCCCUUCUGUUCGCAGCACGGCCGGCGGAAAGCGGCCAAGCAGGCACAGCUCUCUGCGAGCCCUGCCUGCAGGGUGCUCGCAGCUCUGGCCCUGGCUGCAGGGUGUUGGCUGCGAGGCCACUGUGGCACCAGGAUGGCCCUGGUGGCACGGUCCUGGCGCACAGACCUUUCCUUCUUUUCGGAGAUACAAAUGCAGAUUUUUUUUUCCUAUGGAAAAUGUCAGCAAACCAAAUUAUUGGCUUAUUCCACUUCUUACAUGGAUAUCAAUAAACACAGAUUCCCAGAUGGUGGCCAAGGAAGGAAUUGGAGUUCCAUGCACAAAACUCCUUGGAGGAUAUCUUUGCUCAGUUUUCUGUACUCUUCAACUACACCAAGCAAGACCACCAAAUGGAUUCCUACUGUUCUGGUUCUGCAAGGAAGAACACGACUAUUCCACAAUCAGGAGCAGGCAUAUGUCAGCUACACAGUGCAAACGAGACUAAGAACUCGCUUUGGUCUUUGGGGAAGUUUUGGAGGUAGCCAAGGGGUAGCCUCGGCACGUGCAGCUGUUCCCUGUCCAUGGUACUGGGAUAGAUCCCAUUCACGGGUACCAGUUUGAAUCCCUCACUCUGAUGAGAAAACACUGCUGUUCCUGAGAUUUGUUACUGUCCAGUAAAUGUUAUAAAAUUGCAUUACUGCCG
Cyanistes caeruleus (blue tit) is the source of this 990-nucleotide messenger RNA. NCBI's taxonomy places the organism in Eukaryota, Metazoa, Chordata, Aves, Passeriformes, Paridae. The record is from RefSeq and is a predicted model, not a curated record.